AUGGAGGACUUUCAUCAGAUCGCAGCUGGAAUGUAUUCCGGCCGAGUUGGGAAUACCAAGGUGCAAGUGGCUGAGUCCGUGAAUGCACUGGGUUGUGAGGAGGUGACAUGGUUCAUAGACAUCAAAUUGGCAAGUUUGCACGACAUCUUGCGUGUAGUGCUGCACGAUAUCAAGGCCAUUAGCCUGAUGGAGGACAAGCAAUCGCAAAACCACCUUUUCCAUUUCCUUCCUGAGCUUGAAAGAUGUGCGGAGAACAUGAACAACAGCUCGGACUAUGAAUCGACACAUGCACAGCAUCUUCGCCUGCUCAUCGAUCCCCUCAAGCAUACAUAUACUUCUAUCUCACAGCGUCGCGACUCAAUGUUGCAGCACAGUCAUAUUACUUAUGACCUUCUCUGGGCGCUUUUCAAACCGGGUUCCCAUGUUUUCACAACAUGCAUUGGCACAAAAGAGCCGCGAUGUUCGUGGUGGAAUCUCGGGUGCCGAUUCAUUGAUAAUAACGGAGUUAAUUUCGGCGAUGCCGGAAUAUUUCUGGGUGUGACAAAGUUCCGGGGGUCAAGGCCGAUCGAGAUCAUUGAGGCCUUCCCUCUCCGCUACCAUCCAAGGCACGAGGAAUUCCGGAAAGACUUGAUCGAAAGAGGCCAAAAGUUUUGGGAUUUGGCCAGCUCGCACAUUUGGCAUUGCAAAGGCAGCGCGUUCUCUAUGAACAAGGGGGAUGCUAUCAAAGUCAAGGUCAACAGUCGAGUGGCAGCGGAUGCGGCAUUUUUCCUUGAAAUUCAGCCAAACUACCCCCGACUAUCACUCCGCGACCUAGGGGUCAAGGAAAAGGAUGUAAUUGCAGUUAUCGACAUAGGUGCGAUGCUGAUGGAGGACGGCGAGCGAGAGAAGGAAAAAAUUGCAAGGAGACGGCGUGGACGCACAAAAACUGAGCAAGACCGAUUUCUUGGUCGGCGGCCCAACAUGCGCAGUUACGUUAGUACUCUUCGGGACGUGGAUUGGUCACCCGAAUCAUUCGACUCCCUGCAGAUCCCUUCAGAGACCAAGACAAUGCCCCUAUCAUUGGCGAAUAGUCGCCUGGGUCUAAUACCGACUGUAUCGUUCGACAACAGUGUCUGUAUGAUCCUGAGCUGGUCUGGAACGCAGCUUCACCAUGCCAUCAGUGAUGGGAAUUCCAGCUUCUUUCACCAAGAGCGCGACAAAGCCCUUGGCAUGCUCCGGUCGCGCGGAAUUAUCCACAGCGACAGUGGAUGGCGUAAUAUGCUGUGGGAUAACCUAAGUGAUCGUUUGGUUGUCCUUGACUUGGAGGAUGUGAAAUGGUUGAAGCACCCCUCGGGCCCUUGA
Molecule: messenger RNA, 1341 nt
Organism: Penicillium waksmanii
Lineage: Eukaryota; Fungi; Ascomycota; Eurotiomycetes; Eurotiales; Aspergillaceae
Exons: 6
Coding region: 1-1341 (446 amino acids)
Source: RefSeq, a predicted model, not a curated record